This is a messenger RNA of Entelurus aequoreus (snake pipefish), 3004 nucleotides long. It is a transcript of the gene fbxo28, whose product is annotated as F-box protein 28. Lineage: Eukaryota; Metazoa; Chordata; Actinopteri; Syngnathiformes; Syngnathidae. Gene Ontology annotation, biological process: protein polyubiquitination. Bases 375 to 1511 code for a protein of 378 amino acids. Gene Ontology annotation, molecular function: protein binding. The record is from RefSeq and is a predicted model, not a curated record. The transcript is spliced from 6 exons.
GGUCAACCGGUCAGCUCGUUCCUACGUGUUCGUACAGAUUCAGUUUCAUAUCUGCGCUACAUUUUCACCGAUUUCAUCCGAAUUAUGUCUGAUUUGCUAUCCAAUUAAGUUGUGCAUCUGGAUGAAGAGUCCAAGAAAUGUUACUGAGAGAAGUUGAACCUUGUUGGCACAACGGAUCCGUACCUUUUACCGAGAAGCAUGCUAAAAUCACCUGAGCAUUUUGCAACAGCCGACCUGCCUGAACUCUCAUAUCCAGACAUUUAUAAUUACCUCGUCGAUUCACCAUCUCCGUACACUGGAAAUGACCUUAAGGCAUACAAGAGUCUGGAUGCCUACAAGUAUUUUACAGCAGGUUUUGUGCAUGAUGGGCUGAUAUGGCAGAUUCCAAACAAGAAUCGAUGCCUUCUCAUGACCAAGCACUUUGGUCACGGCAAGUCAAUGGCAUGAAUGCUUCCAGCUUAAUUUUUUCACCGGAUUCCCUUCCUGAUGCAACACUGGAUGGGAAUCGAACCCAUGCAAGGCCCUACCGCAAUAAACUUCAGCCACGUGAGGUCUGUAAACGCAUGGAUAUGAUCUGCCAACGUGUUCUUAAUCAGGGCUUCCUUAAGGUGGAGCGUUAUCACAGCAUGUGUCAGAGACAAGUCAAAGCUCAACUUCCUCGACGCGAGUCAGAACGUAGAAAUCAUUCUCUGGCUCGUCAUGCUGACAUUCUGGCUGCUGUGGAGACACGCCUUUCUCUUCUAAACAUGACCUUUAUGAAAUAUGUUGACUCCAACCUCUGCUGCUUCAUCCCUGGAAAGGUAAUCGAUGAGAUCUACCGUGUGCUGCGGUAUGUGAACUCCACCAGAUCUCCACAGCGAGCUCAUGAGGUUCUCCAGGAGUUGAGGGACAUCUCGUCCAUGGCGAUGGAGUAUUUUGACGAAAAGAUCGUUCCCAUCCUGAAGAAAAAGCUACCAGUAGCCGACUUGUGCAGCCGCCUAAUCGGUUCUACUCCUGUGGCAGGUCCGUCGAGUUCUCUGACCACCAUGUCUUUGCUGGCCAAGAACGUGCCGUCACGCUCUGAGAUGACUAAGGUGCAGCAGCAAGUGAAGGUAAACGGGGCGUCUGUGACGGUUUUGCGGCGAGAGAUGCAAGAAAUCCGCGUCAAGCAGCUGGAGCAACAGAAGCAGCUGCAGGACCAAGAGCAGAAGCUGCUAGAGCAGACACAGGUCAUCGGUGAACAGAACGCCCGCCUCGCCGAACUAGAGCACAAACUGCGUGAACUAAUGGACAGUAAUGCCGCCGCUAUGGGAGGGUCCACUAGCAGAACAGCUGUUCCCUCUACAUCCAGCAGUGCUGCGAUGUCCUCUUCUGCAUCCAGCCUGUCUGUAAUGGGCCUGGUGGCAAUUAGUAGGGCAGAAGCCUCCUCGCCAGCCAGAGAACCGGCUCGCGAGGGGGAGACAUCACUGAAGCGCAUCAGAAAGAGCCCAGACCUUGUACGAAAGUCAAAACGUUUGCGCCGCAAGAAAUAAGAGACUUUUGUGUCAUUUAUUUAAUUAUUCCGUUUGUUUUUGAUUGGUUAGAGCGGUCAGUCCUCAUCCAACUUUAAAGGCCUACUGAAAUGAAAUGUUCUUAUUUAAACGGGGAUAGCAGGUCCAUUCUAUGUGUCAUACUUGAUAAUUUUGCGAUAUUGCCAUAUUUUUGCUGAAAGGAUUUAGUAGAGAACAUCGACGAUAAAGUUUGCAACUUUUGGUCGCUGAUAAAAAAGCCUUGCCUGUACUGGAAGUAGCGUGACGUCACAGGUUGUGGAGCUCCUCACAUCUGCACAUUGUUUACAAUCAUGUUGACCAGCAGCGAGAGCGAUUCGGACCGAGAAAGCGACGAUUACCCCAUUAAUUUGAGCGAGGAUGAAAGAUUUGUGGAUGAGGAAAGUGAGAGUGAAGGAUUAGAGGGCAGUGGAAGCGAUUCAGAUAGGGAAGAUGCUGUGAGAGGCGGGUGGGACCUGAUAUUCAGCUGGGAAUGACUAAAACAGUAAAUAAACACGAGACAUAUAUAUAUUCUAUUAGCCACAACACAACCAGGCUUAUAUUUAAUAUGCCACAAAUUAAUCCGCAUAACAAACACCUCCCCCCUCCCGUCCAUAUAACCCACCAAUACAACUCAAACACCUGCACAACACACUCAAUCCCACAGCCCGAAGUACCGUUCACCUCCGUAAAGUUCAUACAGCACAUAUAUUUCCCCAAAGUUACGUACGUGACAUGCACAUAGCGACACGCAUGUACGGGCAAGCGAUCAAAUGUUUGGAAGCCAAAGCUGUACUCACGGUAGCGCGUCUGCUAUCCAACUCAAAGUCCUCCUGGUUGUGUUGCUGCAGGCAGCCGCUAAUACACCGAUCCCACCUACAGCUUUCUUCUUUGCUGUCUUCAUUGUUCAUUAAACAAAUUGCAAAAGAUUCACCAACACAGAUGUCCAGAAUACUGUGGAAUUUUGUGAUGAAAACAGACGACUUAAUAGUUGGCCACAAUGGUGUCCCAAUAUGUCCGCACAAUCCGUGACGUCACGCGCAAACGUCAUCAUACCGAGACGUUUUCAGCAGAAUAUUUCGUGGGAAAUUUUAAAUUGCACUUUACUAAUCUAACCCGGCCGUAUUGGCGUGUGUUGCAAUGUUAAGAUUUCAUCAUUAAUAUAUAAACUAUCAGACUGCGUGGUCGGUAGUAGUGGGUUUCAGUAGGCCUUUAAUUUUGUUGUUGUUGUAGUUUUUAUGAAUUAGCUUCCUCUAUUACCGUACUUCCUCAUCACAGCUUCAAUGACGUGCAAUACAAAGAAGUGUGUCACCAUUAAACUUGAAGUUUGCAAGAGCUUUAUUUGAAAGAAGAGAACAGUUCUAUUUGAUAUCGCAAAAACAAAAUUACUGAAUAUUCAAACAAUAUCUAGUGUUGACAAGAAAAAGGCAGCAUGAGGCAAAGGCCCUUCGAGAUGGAAAUGUUCUAGUAUAGUGCUUUAUAUUUAUAUAUAUGUAUGU